GCUUCUGGUUAGAUCCGGGUUAAGCCACGCCCCCUGAGAUCUACCUGUUCAGCUCCUCGGUCUCACCUGGACGUUCAGCAGGACGCAAGAUGAGUCUACCGGACUACAAAUCAACCGGCAAACAAGCCUCAUCUGCGAUAUCACAAUCUCCCGUGGUCCAGCUGAAUGUCGGCGGCCACCUCUUCAGCACCACACUGAGCACGCUCAGGAAACACCCAGACUCCAAGGUGGCGGAGCUGUUCGCCGCCCAGUCCAAACUCUGCACCGACGCCCAGGGACGCUUCUUCAUCGACCGCGACGGUUCCCACUUUGGAGCCGUUCUGGAGUUCCUGAGGUCGGGGAAGCUGCCCACGGAGAAGAUCCAGGAGGUUUAUAAGGAGGCGGUCCACUACAACAUCACCCCGCUGAUCAAACGACUGGAGGAGACGCCUGAGCUGUUUGGAGAGCUGGUGGGGAGGCAGCAGUUCCUCUGCAGAGUCCCUCACUACAAAGAAAACAUCGAGGUUCUGAUCCGUAUUGCCAGAGCAGAAGCCGUGGCCACGCGCCACUCCACCAUCUUCAUCUGCGUCCUGCAGACGGAGGAGGACUUGGGCUUCUACGACAACGCCAUAAACAGCCUGGAGGCGGACAAGGAGUCUGUGGUGACGUUCGGGCCGUGGAAGGCGGCGCCGUCCGUCAGAGACCUCCUGGACUGUGUGAGGAUGGACAUCCAGAGCCGCGGCUACAAAGUGAGCAUCGAGCCCCACGUCCCCGAGCGCAGCUUCCUGUCCAAGAGCUACAACUUCUUCUACAAGCUCACCUUCACCUGGUGGUGAUGAGACGCCUGCUCGCGUGUUAUAAACAAAACUUUCUGUGGGUUACGAUUAAAGGGUUGCACUUCUGUUAAACCAAAGAUAAUGAGCUACACCUUCUGGUUCCCAUCCAGGAGAAUGUUUAAAUGAAAUGCAAUACGCAGGGGUUUGCAUUUUCUUUCAUGUAGGCAACGUUCGUCAGAAGCGUUUGAUGUCCCUGGUCGUCUUAACAUCAGGCCUACAGUCAUUCCCUUCAAAACGUGGUUGACGUCACGCAAGCGUUCGUGUUUUAUAGAACAUUUUCACAGCUUUCGGAGGGGGUUUCACUGUCUCCGGACAACACUGCGUCAAACUCAUGACAUUGGGCAACCGUCAACGCGCAGAAGAAACGAAAUGUGUGAAGAGGCGAAACAUGAACCAGCAUCCUGGCAAAAGCAGAGCAAGCCGCCCAAGAGUCGGCCAUGUAACAUUUAAAAGGCCAUGAAACCACAUCCUGUGACUUUCUUUUUCAUACAGAAUCUGCUGGUUGUCACACAAAACCACCAAGAUUCCUGGCCGUGGAGGCUUUGCUCUAGAAUAGAAAUUUAUGUAAUCUAUGUCGUGUAUCUGGGGGGAAAAGAAAAAUGUAUUCACAGAAUCUGAAUUUGAUGCUGAUUCAAACUUUUUGGUCAAAGCAAUAAAUGCGUCACAGUGUCUCCUUUGCAUCAGACUGAAAACAUCUGAUCUCACUUUAUAGAAACAGCCGUGAACAGCUGAACAAUGUCUCUGAUUGGUGCGUUGACCAUAAAAGACCAGUUUACAGCAGACCCCUUGACUUAAAAGAAGAGAGUAAGCGUCAUAAUGAAAGUUGCACUUUCAAGUCAAAAUGCAUUGUGUGGAACAGACUCGAUGAAAUAUGCUGACCGAUCUGUAUGAUGACAUGUUGGGAAUUGGCACUAUCCAAAUAAAACUGGAUAUUGAGUUGAACAUCCCAGGCUGAAUGUGAAACACGACCCGCUGCAGGAGUUUUACUGCUGAGGCUCAACAGCCUCACUUUCAGAGCGUCUAUAGAUUCUUUCUUUAGUGAAACCUUGGCUGUUCUGGUUCUAAUCUGACCCACUUUUUAUUGGGUUUAAAUUAUGUAACCAGUGAAUUUUCAAUCCAAACAUCUUUCUUUUUUCUUUUUUUCUUUUUGUGGCCCUGCUGACCUUUGUUUGAAAGUAGGCUGACAGGAAAUAGUGUUGACAGAGGGGCAAGAGAAGCGGCAAAGGUCCACGAGGUUG
Fundulus heteroclitus (mummichog) is the source of this 2053-nucleotide messenger RNA. RefSeq names its product potassium channel tetramerization domain containing 14 (gene kctd14). Gene Ontology annotation, molecular function: protein binding. The transcript has 4 exons. NCBI's taxonomy places the organism in Eukaryota, Metazoa, Chordata, Actinopteri, Cyprinodontiformes, Fundulidae. The coding region runs from base 90 to 815 and encodes 241 amino acids. The record is from RefSeq and is a predicted model, not a curated record. Gene Ontology annotation, biological process: protein homooligomerization.